Ictalurus furcatus (blue catfish) is the source of this 2053-nucleotide messenger RNA. Its product is annotated as axin-1-like. The transcript is spliced from 7 exons. Lineage: Eukaryota; Metazoa; Chordata; Actinopteri; Siluriformes; Ictaluridae. Gene Ontology annotation, biological process: negative regulation of canonical Wnt signaling pathway. The record is from RefSeq and is a predicted model, not a curated record. The coding region runs from base 87 to 1715 and encodes 542 amino acids.
AAACUUGUCCCCUGGUGUAAUGUUUUGUCUCGGUCUCUGCAGCACGUCCCCGAUUCCUCAGUCCUCGUCCCAAGCCCUAAACAACAAUGACGAUGAGAGCGUCACGUUGCCAUGGCGAUGCAGUCGGCCAUUUUGGGGAGGGUGUUCUUCGUCCUCCAGUUCCAGGAGAAGAGAACUUUAAGAGUGAUGCAGUCCGGCCCGAGAGCUACGAACCGGAGGGCAGGGCCUCGCCCGACCACGCCCACCUGAGUUGGGCGGAGUCUCUGAACGCGUUGCUGGAUGACCAGGACGGAAUCGCGCUGUUUCGGGACUUCCUUGCGCAGCAGGGAUGCACUGAUGUCAUCGACUUCUGGUUAGCCUGCAGUGGAUUUCAGUUAGCAUACGGUGCUCCUCCAAGCUGGUCGUCUACGUCGACGGAUAUGUUGCACAAACGGAGGCUGAAACUGGCUAAAGCCAUCUACAGGAAGUACAUCGUCAGCGGCGGAAUCGUGGCCAAGAAAAUCAAACCAGUGACGAAGAGUUCCAUCGGCGAGCGAGUGCGUCACGCACAGCUGGACUUCUCGCUGUUCGAACAGGCCAAGCAGGAAGUGCAGGGGGCGAUGGAGGUGGAAGCGUAUCCCAUCUUCCUCAAAUCCCACGUCUUUCUCACAUACGCACAGGAAAUCUGCACUGAACAGGAACUAAACGCCCACAAACAGGAAACAGGAAAUAACGAGAAGAAACUAAUUAACUCAGAACAGGAACCAAACAGCAAACAGGAUGCAAAUGGCCUUACACCGGAAACAGGAAAUGACAAACAGGAACUAAAUAGCCCUGUAGAGGAACCAGGAAGUGACAAAAAGGAACUUAAACAGAAAAUGGAAAAUGGCAAACAGGAAGUGGUGAUGUUCCUUCCCAAGCUAGUAGAGAAGAGAGAAUGGGCGGGGUCUGAGAGAGCCUCAGCCAAUCACAAGGGACCUGAGUACUGGGAGGCUGGGUAUAAACUGAAGCACAGAGUCAUACAGGGGUGUGUAAGAUCUGAUGCCCACAAAAUGUCCCUCCUUCACAAACUUAGUAUACACCACAUGCCAAAGGAUGUCCACACAGAGCCGCAUAAGUUUGCUGCUGAUCUGAUCAGCCGUCUGGAGCUCAUUCAGAAGGAGAGAGAGAACUGGAGACAAGUGGAGGAACAUCAACACCCAAUCUACACGCAGGAAGACGAUGAUGCUGAGGUUUCCACAGGGUCCUCCAUAUGCCCCACCCACCUCAUCCCUGCCCAUCAGGGCUCCUCCCACUCCACAGCUCAGAAUCCUGAGAUCAUCCUGGAUGAACAUGGUCAGAGUGGCAUAAGGACACCCAGCUGGAGUUCUCCUACAAUACACACACACUCACACACCUGCCCCAAGCACAGUGACACCUGGCAUCAUAGAGACAUGGCGGGAACCAAUCAGAGUGAAGCUCUGGCUUACAGGAGGAAGUGUGUGUGUGAGAGCAUGACGGUGGCGUAUUAUUUCUGCGGAGAGCCGAUUCCGUACCGAACCACGGUUACAGGCAGAGUGGUCACACUAGGGCACUUCAGAGAGCUGCUCAGUAAGAAGGGAGCCUACAGGUUUUUCUUUAAGAAAGCGAGCAACGAGUUUGAGUGCGGUGUUGUUUAUGAGGAGGUGCGUGAGGAAGACGCCGUCCUGCCCGUGUUUGAGGGCAGAAUCACUGGGAAGGUGGAGAAAAUCUACUGACCCGCUUUAUCUAUCGUCUGUGUGUGUGUGUGUGUGUGUGUGUGUGUGUGUGUGUGUGUGUGUGUUUUGUUUUAAAUCUCUAUAUUUUUGAUGAUGCAUUAUAAACUCACACUGUGUAUUUUAAUGUUUCAUGACUCUGAGAGUUUUAUUUUAUUGACUAUAUUUUUGUAAAUGUAUUUAUUGUAUAUUAUUAAUGUGAGUUCUGAUCUUUGGACUUCCACUAGAUUUACCCUCACUGAUGAUUAAUUCUGUUGAGAUUUAUUAUGAUUUAUUAUGAUUUAUUAUGUGAUGAUGUACUGUUAUGACAGAAUAGAUAACAACGUUAUUAUGUACAGUGC